AUGCCCCUUGAUAGGGGUUGCUCUGUGUCCACUGGUUUAGCAGACCGGACCUCACGUAGCGCUGCAUUUGACAGUUUUGGAACCCUUGCUGCGAUUGGAGUUGCUGUUUGUGCGGUGAUUAUAAUUACUAUUAUUCUGUGCCUCACCUGUUCAUGUUGCUGUUUGUAUAAAGCAUGUCGAAGACCACGGCCUGUUGUGACCACCACUACUUCCACUACAGUGGUUCAUGCUCCCUACCCCCAACAACAGGGAGCAUUACCCAACUACCAGGUAGACCCCUAUCAGGGAGCAUCACUCAACUACCAAGGAGCCCCCUAUCAAGGAUAUCAGCCUGUGGCUGUCCAGCCGCAACCUGGAAUGCCAGUAGCACCGUACCCUGUACAGUAUCCUCCCCCUUACCCCAUGCAGCCAUCAGGACCCCCAGCUUAUCAUGAAACAGUGGCAGCUGAUGCUGGAGCACCUUACCCAAUCAGCCAGCCGCCUUACAACCCUGCUUAUGUGGAUCCUCAGAAGCCCACCUAUUGA
This is a messenger RNA of Nestor notabilis (Kea), 525 nucleotides long. It is a transcript of the gene SHISA5, whose product is annotated as shisa family member 5. Bases 1 to 525 code for a protein of 174 amino acids. The record is from RefSeq and is a predicted model, not a curated record. Gene Ontology annotation, cellular component: endoplasmic reticulum. Gene Ontology annotation, biological process: positive regulation of canonical NF-kappaB signal transduction. The transcript has 4 exons. Lineage: Eukaryota; Metazoa; Chordata; Aves; Psittaciformes; Psittacidae.